Messenger RNA from Eurytemora carolleeae, 1301 nucleotides. RefSeq names its product pyridoxal phosphate homeostasis protein. Gene Ontology annotation, molecular function: pyridoxal phosphate binding. Bases 378 to 1199 code for a protein of 273 amino acids. NCBI's taxonomy places the organism in Eukaryota, Metazoa, Arthropoda, Copepoda, Calanoida, Temoridae. Gene Ontology annotation, cellular component: intracellular anatomical structure. The record is from RefSeq and is a predicted model, not a curated record. The transcript is spliced from 9 exons.
GAUACCCUUGUUUUUUAUCUGAUAUUUUAUUUUCAACUGUGGUAUCUCUGCAGGAGUGAUUUGCGGAACUAUGUUAUCCAAAUACGAUGAAUUAAAUUGUCAGAAACUAACACUUCAGUUAGUAAAACAAUGAUAUGUCCAUCUUUGUUACUCAGAUAAGGGAAAAGGUUACUGAGCGUUGUGACUCCGACAGUGUGAAGAGGAGGGUCACUUGAAAUUAUGUCAAAAGUUUCUGAAAACUGCCUUUGUCCAUUUUCAGAUUUGCUUUCAGCUAUAUACACAACCUUUUAUAAACACAUGAUACUUGAAAACUUGAACGAUUGCUGAAAAUAUUGCCAAUUUUAAUUUAUUUUUUUUAUGAUAAAAGUUGAUUAUAAAUGCUCGGCCGAUUAAAAAUCAUAAGAAGAAUGGGGACAGUAACUGAUAAUCUUCUGGAAGUUCUGACAAAGAGAGAUGAAAUAUAUAAAUCAGCAAGUGCAGAAAAGCGAGCUGUCAAUGUACCCAGAUUAGUGGCUGUGUCUAAAACUAAACCCGUUGAAUUAAUCCUAGAAGCCUAUACAGCAGGCCAGAGAUGUUUCGGGGAGAAUUAUAUUCAGGAGAUAUCUGAGAAGUCCUCUAACCCUGAGCUACUAGAGAAAUGUCCGGAUAUAAAAUGGCAUUUUAUUGGGAACUGUCAGACAAAUAAGGCUAAGACGUUAAUGAGUUGUCCCAAUUUAGCAGUAAUAGAAACUAUUACCUCAGAGAAACUGGCCAGCAAGCUCAAUGCACAGGGAGGGGAAAGGCCUGUGUCUGUGAUGGUUCAGAUAAACACAUCCGGGGAAGAGAAUAAAAAUGGUCUAGAUGUUGCUGGAGGCGUGCAGUGUGCCAAGUUUAUAGUAGAAAACUGUCCGAAACUAAAGCUUAUCGGUCUCAUGACUAUUGGAAACCUCGGGAACAGUAUCCAAGCAAAUGAUAAGGGAGAAAACCCUGAUUUCCUGAAGUUGAUCGAGGUACGGAAAUUGGUGGCGGAAGAAUUGAACCUUGAUGAACACCAGCUGGAGUUGUCUAUGGGAAUGUCAAAUGAUUAUGCUGAAGCUAUCAAGAUGGGAAGCACGAAUAUUAGAGUUGGGAGCAGUAUCUUCGGGGUGAGAAAUGCCAAGAGCAGUCAGGAUUCAGCACAGUCGCAAGCAGAGUCCAAGAUGGAACAGUUAAAAAUAUAAAAUUGAUUUUCAUAAAUAAUUAAAUAAUUGUCACUUGUAAUUAACAUAAUAGUGCCCUUCCGUGUGGAUCCAAUGUUAUAGCAGAUUGUUUUACUUAAAAAG